Lolium rigidum is the source of this 957-nucleotide messenger RNA. RefSeq lists its product as uncharacterized. The transcript has 3 exons. Bases 351 to 740 code for a protein of 129 amino acids. Lineage: Eukaryota; Viridiplantae; Streptophyta; Magnoliopsida; Poales; Poaceae. The record is from RefSeq and is a predicted model, not a curated record. Gene Ontology annotation, cellular component: photosystem I. Gene Ontology annotation, biological process: photosynthesis.
UAUAGGAAAAUUCCUACAAUGGUGAAGUUUGUUAAUGAGAAUGUAUUACUGGAAAUUUGUUGGGGAAAUGCUGAGAUAAAGGCAAGAAAUGUUAUUCAAAUGUAUGGUCUAGAAAUAAGAAAUAUAGUGUACAUACCGGAAAAGCAAAAAAGGUUAAAUGGAAGAACCAGUCUGACAUGUGACUGGUCCAAAACCUGGGGAGUGCUGCACAUGGUCAGAUUUGCCCCUGUCUGCUUCUAUCCAUAGAAAAACCUGCGGCUCAUAUAAAAUCCAGGAUUUCUUGAUAUCAAGUAGUAGCAACCUGGCCAUAUCUACAAAGGAGUUAAGAGAGCACUCUGGACAGUCAUCACAUGGCUCAGCCUCCAGGUAAUCUGAUGGACGCAGUCAGAAGGCCAGUCUCGGCAGCUUCAUCUCUUCAUCAAUCAGCGGCAAAUCACCUCCAGCCACUGGUCACCUUGGCUCAGAGGAAUGGAGUUGGCAGGAGAUCCCUCCUAACUCUGCUGGCAUCCGCUGCGGCCAUACCCGAGGCUAGUGAAUCAAGAAAGGCCCUAUUGCAAGAUUAUGUGAAGAGAUCAAAGGAAAACAAAGAAAAGAACGACAAGGAGAGGCUGGAUGACUUCUACAAGAGGAAUUACAAAGAUUAUUUUGGUUUCAUGGAAAACUCGGUUAGAGAGAAGAAAGAGGAGGAGCUCACGGAGUCGGAGAAAGGAAUUCUCGCAUGGCUCGACAAGAACAAGUAGGCUUUUGGAUCACGAGAGGGGCUCGGCAACCAAAUAGCUGAAACAGCUUUUGUAGUUCGUUCCGCUAUUAAGUUCUCAAGGAGUUAUUGAGCUUAGCAGGUAGUCCUCAGUUGCCUCUGAAGCUGGUUAAGCUCAUUUUGUUUCAUCAUUUUUAUCUCAAUCUGUGCAGUAGCACAACUCUUUGCUUGAUCUGAUAGUAUGAUUCAGCUUUGCAAAA